UGAGAAUGACCCCACCACAUCCUCCACGCGCUGCUGCUGUGUGUUUGAAUGGGAGGACGAGGAAAAAACCAUACUCCCAUCCGCCUGUGAACGUACCGGAGACAUCCUGCUGACAUUUUAUCUGCCCGUGAGAGUGUGUGAGAGUGACACAUCCGGUGUGUCGGAGCUAGAAGGACGCUGCCGUUAGAGAGGAGUUGACGUCAAGCCUGAUUUUCUGCCCCCAACAGCAUCACCGGUCCACUGCACUCCUGAGGAGCUCGCUGCUCUGUUCGGGCAUUUCUUCCUCACCACUUGCUAUUCCCCCGACUCCAUCUCUACUCCCAGGUAACCUGUGGGCAUUAUUCAGCACGCCCAGAACCUCGGGGCAGACAGACUGACUGAAGCGCUUUACGCACCAGCUAUCAUUAGAGGCUCUGUAGGAAGAGAUUAACGCCUGCAGCCAGUGAAGAAGCCAUGCUUAUCUGGCGCCCUCAUGGCCGUGCCGCUAUGACCAUCACCCCCCUCCAGUCCCAGCUGAUGUUUGUCCUGGCCCUGGCUGCGCUCAUCUGCCCCUUGGGCCGCGUGACAUGUCAGGGAGAAGGUCAGACACAGUCCCCUGCCCAGGUGCUUCAGGACUUGCUGUCCCGCUAUGGAGACAACAGCACCAUCACGGUGCCACAGCUGCGCUCACUGCUGGCCCUCCUCAGCCAGGGUCAGGGUGAAGGUGACAGUGACAGCAGCAGUACGACUGAGACACCUACAGUGACCUCACCUCCCAAAUCCAACAGCUCCAAGUGUUUGCCUGCAGACACACUGGCCAUUUACAGCAUCAGCGAGCAGUCCCGGCUGGAUGGGCAGGGCCUACGGGAGCUGUGCCCCACCAUGUUGCAGCAGUUGGAUGCUGGCACCUGUAAGGCGCAAAAAGAGGAGGAGUCGAGCAGUGACCCCUCCGCCAGGCCCUCAGAUGCUGAAGUGUGGGGCUUUUCUUUCCUGAGUGUGACAGUGAUCAAUGCCUUCGCUCUCACUGGAGUCUUCAUCAUGCCCCUGAUGAAGACACGCUAUAUGAAAUACGUGCUCAUCUUUUUCAUCGCUCUUGCCAUUGGCACGCUGUACUCCAAUGCCAUCCUGCAGCUCCUGCCAGAGGCCUUUGGGUUUGACCCCAUGGUGGAUUUCUACGUGUCCAAAUCUGCGGUGGUGUUCGGAGGCUUUUACCUCUUCUUCUUCACUGAAAAGGUCCUCAGAGUGCUUCUCAAACAGAAACAGGGGAGCCACGGUCACAGUCAUUACCCCGGCUCAGAUCGUUACUCGACGCCCGAUGGGGAUGUGGAGGAAGGCGAGAAGGAGAAGCUGCAGCAGAAUGGGGAAGCCAGCAGUCUGGCUCUGGGCAAGGUGGACGCUGGGGAGGGCGAGCUCAUGCUCAGUCCUGCACAAACACCACAGGACUCCCAGAGCCCAGACAGCGGGGGGCGGUCCGGCAGCAGCGGUGGUGGCUGCUAUUGGCUAAAGGGGACGACCUACUCUGACAUCGGCACACUGGCCUGGAUGAUCACAUUGAGCGAUGGCCUCCACAACUUCAUCGACGGCUUGGCCAUCGGCGCUUCCUUCACCGCCUCCGUCUUCCAGGGCAUCAGCACCUCCGUAGCCAUCCUUUGUGAGGAGUUCCCCCACGAGCUGGGAGACUUUGUGAUCCUGCUGAACGCUGGCAUGAGCAUACAGCAGGCUCUGUUCUUUAACUUCCUGUCAGCUUGUUGCUGUUACCUGGGCAUGGGCUUUGGCAUCCUGGCCGGCAACAGCUUCUCCCCCAACUGGAUCUUUGCCCUGGCGGGGGGAAUGUUCCUCUACAUCGCUCUGGCAGACAUGUUUCCAGAGAUGAAUGAGGUGAGUCGUGAGGAAGAGGAUGCAGGCGGCAGCAGCUUCCUCCUCACCUUUGCCAUCCAGAACGCCGGCCUGCUGACAGGCUUCUCCAUCAUGCUCCUCCUCACCACCUACUCGGGGCAGAUACAGCUGGGCUAGCACCAGGCUCCUCUGUACCAACAGUAGCUGUGACCAGUGUGAAAUGAACCUGAGAUGUCGGCUGGUUUGUGCUGGUGUAAACUGACCCCAACAGGAAAGGACUUUUUCUCUCUCUUUGUUUUCCUCCCAUCCUCAGCUUUCUUGGAGUUUGGGGAGUUUGGCUGCUGUGCGGCAGGUACGCACACCUCCUCUAUCAAAAAUGUUCGAGUAGCAGUUCAUGCAGAGUUCCCACAUGCAGUAGAUCCCAGGCAGAGGGGGUGGCAGCCUCUCUGUCAUGUUUUAUCAACCUUUUCCUGACAGCUGCUCCCUCCAACAGUCUAGAAAUAUCAACUGAAGCAGCGCUCAGCCUGCAGAGACGAGUUAAAGACUUCUGCGCUGAACAUGAACUGACGUGCAAUACUCACCCAGGCAAACUUUUCUCUAUUCCCCAGACUACUGAUGAGCCAUUUUGGCUCCUGCUCUUGUUUUUUUCCCUCUCGUCCUUCCCUCUUUGGAUGUCAUUGAGCCUCAACUGUUGAGAUUCAGUAGAUACAGAGUAUUUAUAUCACUAAUCCUUUGUGCCCACAACACUUCCUUAGGAGGUGGGAAAAGCACAAUCAGGUAACAGCAGCUGACAUCUUUGAAUUUUAUCCUUAUGUUCCAGACUUUAACACCCUCGCCUUUCCCCCUUUUUUCUUUCAUUACAUACCAAAAACAAAUCGUCACGGACCUGAACUGGAAUUUUAAUCAAGUGUCAACAUCAAACUGACUUCCAGCUGGACUUUGAUGUUUGUGUGUUGAUGUUCUAUUUUUUUAUACGUGAUAAACAUGAAAUUGGACUUUUGAAGACCAAAUAUGGGCAGACCAUUGAGAAUGGUGAAGGGCUACACAGUGACGUUUGGAAGGGCACACUUAUUUCUCCUCAGUACGGACUUGUCUUCAUCCUCGGCAUGCAAUUAGAAAUCCCUAAUGAAGCCUGAGUCAGAUAUGUAACGUGACAAAGUCCAGAGUUUGAAAUGAGUGGCUUCAUCCAGAUUAGAUGAAACAGCACUUGGCGUCCACGGCAGCAUUUCUCCACAGAGUUAACCAUCUGUGCCCUUCAUUAAUAUAGCAUCGAGUAGUUUUUGUAUUCCUCGUAUUCUUGAAAUCGAAGUGCAAAUCUAUGGUCUUCGCACAUCCCGCUGACUAUUUUUCCCAGAAUUAUCUAUUCUUUUACAGAACAGUAAUAGUUUGAAUAGAAUACUGUAAGCUGAAUCAUAUAUACACGCACAGCUCGCCUACUUUUCUGUGACCUUAUCCAUAUAUGUCACACAUAACCAUGACAAAAAAAUUACUUAUAUACUGUAUCUAGUUAGGUUGUUAUGACAAACCCUCUGAUUUUUUGUGAGUUAUACUAUAUGGCCAAACGUAUGUGGACAUGAUGCCUAAAUACACUUUUGGUCAGGGGUUGUUUUUCAUGGUUUCUGAUAGCCGGAGUUUGUUCCUCGCAAGUGCACUACAGAGCUACUCUAAGCAUCUGUUUUGCUGUAGAAUAAUUGGCAGGAGAUCUUUGAAAGAGACAGGAAAUCAUUUAAUAACACUUACUUCUGUUCUGAAAGUACUUACUGGAUCCUCAGAGACUUUUACAACAGACUGCAUCAAAAGAUACUCAGAUAAAAACAUUUUUUUAAGCUGGUUACACGAGAGACUUUAAGAGCUGCAGCACUUAGAGAAAGAUUUAGCAGCUACUACUUUGGUCAUCAUGUAAAGGUGCAGUCAGUGAUUCCAAUUCAACACACACUUUUUGUCAAAUUUACCGAAUAUCUCCUCACAGUCUGCUAGGUGUCCAUUCUGUGUCUGCUCAGGGGAAAAAAGUCCAGUGAUCAAACACAACCUUGGAGUUACACAACACUAUAUCAGCCAAUCAGCAACGGGGGGCGUUCAUGCUCACGCGCAGGACACAAGGAGGUUAAAAAGAGGAGAAGCUACUGUGUCACAUCAUGUCAUAUCAUUGGGGUACGACACAUGCGCAGUGAAAUCUUCUACAAUCAUAGAGCACAGGGGUGAUUGAUUUGUUCGCUGUCUCGACCGCAGUCUGCCUUGAGGUGUUUUACAUUUUAUAUGAAAAAUAAAGACAUGGGUGAGGAUAACAAUUGUGCAGUUUUUUAAAGGUCCUUAAUAAAAAUUUUUAAAAAAGUCAGACCAAGUGCACCUGAGGAAGCUAAAAAGAGCGCAAACAAAGAGCACCUAAGCGCACAAUGUCUCUUUACUUCUAGUGCCGUCUGCUGUAUUCCCCCAACAUUGCAGCUCCAGUUACAUUGCGCAUGUGUCAUACUUCAUAGCUCUGAAGAGCACGUCUCAGCUGUCAUUGAAUAAACUUGACAGCACAGGUGAAGGGAAUAUCACCAAUUCUCCAGAAUCGCAGACUCUACCUUUAAAUGUGUAAUACUGUAAUUUUUAUUUAUCGUAAAAAUACCAAAAACAAAUUGAAUACAGCCUCUUAAGUGUUGCUGGAUUUCUUUCUGCUGGUUGUCUGCUAUGAUAGUUGAUUUAAUAUCUUUGGGUUUUUCACAUGUUGGUCGAACAAAACUAGAAAUUUGAGUAUGAGCUUUGAAAAAUUUGUGAUGGAAUUUUUUUGUAAUGCAUCGGACGGUUUAGGAAGAAAAUAAUCGACUGAUUAAUCCAGACUAAAACUGAUUGUUAGCUGCACCUGGAAAACAUACAAUGAUAUGUUAGACUAUGAAUUUUUUUACAGAAGGUCAUGUCCUGUUUCGACAUGAUAAUACCCCUGUGCACAAACCCAGGUCCAUGAGGGAACGAUUUUCCCAGUUUCAUACAGAGGAACUUGUGGCCAUAUCAGUGUUGAACCUCACUAACGCACUUGUGGCUGAGUGGAAACAAUCCCCUGCAGCCAGGCUCCAACAUCUGAUGGAAAUAAGACAAAAACAGAAAGAUGAUUAAUGCUCACGGUUCAACUCUGACAUGAGUUUGGGUGUCCACAUACUUUUGGCCAUUGAAAAACGGUUCAUGAUCUGCAAUGCUGAUGUUCAGGGGACCAGUUGUUGGUGUUUUUGUCAUAUUGUCAGCUACAACAACAAGCUGUCAUGGUAGUAUUGUUAAGGAUGAAACAGCCAUUGACACCAUAGCAACAGCAUCCUGGAUGCUACUGUUGACACUACAAAUCUGUUGAUCCAUAUUUAUUGAUAUCGCACAGCUGCGUUCAGAGUCAAGGAGUGCACAGAUUUUUCCUCCAUUCAACACAGGAUAAGUGAUCCAUUACUUACUUUUCUAUAGAUUCAAUAUGAGCAUAGAGUAGAGCUGUAGAUGAUUAUUUAUUAGCGAUAGAAACUGGAAGCGAUUGGCCGUAAUAUUGUUUAGACUAAGUUCUUUGUCGUUCCUGAAUGGAAAAGUCCAGCUAUUAAAACGGGUACCAUGAGGUACAGUAUUACUGCUGCUUGAUACGAAUGAUGAAUGGGAGAUAAUGCGUUGUUGCUUGAGCCAUACAUUAUUUAUGUAAUGCUUUACACCCAAGAUAAAGUAUUUAGUUUCAGUUUACGCCACAAGCCAUGAAAGCAGACAAAAAUGCAGUCGUCUUGAUGUUGUCGUUAAUCUUUGUUUUUGUAUUUUAUUUAGAAGAAAUGGGACGUUUAAUGCAUUGCACAUUUUAACUGUGUAUUAAGAACUGUAGUCAGAGCAUACGCACAUAGAGACAAUAUCUGGUCAGUAAUGAUAAUUUAAACCUCAUAAUGUUAUGGUCAGACACAAAACCAGUAAAUCAGAUAAUAAAUUCAGGAGCACACAGACAAUAAAACUGCUUUAUCAGUGUCUCUUUUUUUCAGUGUCAUACGACCUGUGUUUGACAUUCUGGAGAGUUUGAUAAUGUAUCAGACUGCUGAUGCAUUGUUUUAAAGAAUAUUGUAUCUAAUGUAAUUUAUGGGAAUCCUCAUCAGCCUUCUCUGUGUGUCAUGGAAAUCUUUUUUUUAUAAACAUCCUUUUCCAAGAAAA
Messenger RNA from Epinephelus fuscoguttatus (brown-marbled grouper), 5955 nucleotides. RefSeq names its product solute carrier family 39 member 14 (gene slc39a14). Gene Ontology annotation, cellular component: membrane. The transcript is spliced from 10 exons. Lineage: Eukaryota; Metazoa; Chordata; Actinopteri; Perciformes; Serranidae. The record is from RefSeq and is a predicted model, not a curated record. Gene Ontology annotation, biological process: zinc ion import across plasma membrane; intracellular zinc ion homeostasis. Gene Ontology annotation, molecular function: zinc ion transmembrane transporter activity. The coding region runs from base 454 to 1992 and encodes 512 amino acids.